AUGCUACACCUAGAUGAUUCCAGCUCCAUGGAGCCCCUAACCUCCCGCUCUAUGGCGUCAUAUUUCGACGGUGCGAUAGAGAGCGUGACGGAGGUGUUGGUGAGAUGCAGCGCCAGAAUGACCUUACGCUUCGUCGACAGCGUUACCGUUAUCCUUGGUGUUAGGAAGUUGAAGCUGAUACUUGACCACUGCAGUUUCGGUCCGGCUGACAAUGAAGAGCCUCCCAUGCGGUUCAAAUCCAUAGCCGCUGCUUUGGAAUUGACAACCGCUAUGAUGCGCGUUCCGUUCGAACGAAUCAUGAUUGUUGCAUACAAGAAGAGUGUCUUCCGCUGCUCAACAAAUUUGAUGGCGUGA
Babesia ovata is the source of this 354-nucleotide messenger RNA. Its product is annotated as cytokinin hydroxylase-like protein, putative. NCBI's taxonomy places the organism in Eukaryota, Apicomplexa, Aconoidasida, Piroplasmida, Babesiidae. The coding region runs from base 1 to 354 and encodes 117 amino acids. The transcript has a single exon. The record is from RefSeq and is a predicted model, not a curated record.